AUGGUCGCUCAAGUUCAAAAAGAAGCUCCAGCUUUCAAGAAGACUGCUGUUGUCGACGGUGUUUUUGAUGAAGUCUCAUUGGAACAAUACAGAGGUAAAUAUGUUGUUUUAGGUUUCAUUCCAUUAGCUUUUACUUUCGUCUGUCCAACUGAAAUUGUUGCUUUUUCGGACGCUGUCAAGAGAUUCAGAGAUUUAGGUGCUGAAGUUUUAUUCGCCUCCACUGAUUCCGAAUACUCUUUAUUAGCUUGGACUAACAUUGCUAGAAAAGAUGGUGGUUUAGGCCCAGUCGACAUCCCUCUAUUAGCCGACACCAACCACAGUUUGUCCAGGGACUACGGUGUCUUGAUUGAAGAAGAAGGUAUCGCCUUAAGAGGUCUAUUCGUCAUUGAUCCAAAGGGUAUCAUUAGACACAUUACCAUCAACGAUUUACCAGUCGGUAGAAAUGUUGAAGAAGCUUUAAGAAUAGUCGAAGGCUUCCAAUGGACUGACAAGCACGGUACUGUCUUACCAUGUAACUGGACUCCAGGUUCCGCUACUAUUAAGCCAACCGUCGACGAAUCCAAGGAAUACUUUAACGAAGCUAACAAAUAA
Molecule: messenger RNA, 591 nt
Organism: Tetrapisispora phaffii CBS 4417
Lineage: Eukaryota; Fungi; Ascomycota; Saccharomycetes; Saccharomycetales; Saccharomycetaceae
Product: peroxiredoxin
Exons: 1
Coding region: 1-591 (196 amino acids)
Biological process (GO): response to oxidative stress; cell redox homeostasis; cellular response to stress
Cellular component (GO): cytosol
Molecular function (GO): thioredoxin peroxidase activity
Source: RefSeq, a predicted model, not a curated record